Rangifer tarandus platyrhynchus (Svalbard reindeer) is the source of this 2901-nucleotide messenger RNA. The record is from the annotation of a GenBank genome assembly. NCBI's taxonomy places the organism in Eukaryota, Metazoa, Chordata, Mammalia, Artiodactyla, Cervidae.
AUGCAGGGCCCCACCGCGGCGCUGCUCCUGAGGGCAGGGGAGCUGGGGGCCGCAAAGCAGGACUCCACCGCCUGGUUUCGCCAGGAGGGGGGUCCCGUGUGCAGCUGGCCACGGAAGCCGCAGCUGCUCGAGGGCCGCGCCACUUCCCCCGCCCUAUGGCCCAGGGCGCGCCACUCCGAGUUCCGGCUUCCAGAGGAGGCUCCGGCAAACGGCCAAGACUGGGUCUGCAGUCCAGCCUCAGCGCACCGCCUAGACUGCGCCCUCCAGCCCUCGGCCCACGACAGCCACGCCCAGGGCGCCGAGGAUCCCCGCCCCGCUGGGCCCUCGCCUUCCCCGGCCCAGGAGCACGCCCCGCCCCAGGACGGUUCUCUUGUCCUUUGGCGAGGAUUCUCCAAGGCGUCUCAACACAUGGGCCGGCUCAGAAACGCGAAGAUCCACGUGGAGAGAGCUGUCAAGCAGAAGAAGAUCUUUAUGAUCCAAGGUCGCUACCCUGUGAUCCGGUGCCUCUUGCGCCAAAGGGGCUGGGUGGAGAAGAAGAUGGUCCAUCACUUGGGUACCACUUUGCCACAACCGCAUAAGGAUCUGGACAGCUCAGUAAUGGGUGACAGUGACACGACUGAGGAUGAGGAUGAAGAUGAGGAGGAGGCAUUCCGGCCACCACAGCUGUUUGACUUCGAUGAGUUAUUGGAAUUUGAUGACCUACAUGGGACACAUGCUCUGAUGUCACGUAUGGUUCGGAACGAGAUCCCCUACUUCAUCUGGACUACUCGUCGGGACAUCCUGGACUGUCGCUUCCUCUCCAAGGAUCAGAUGAUAAACCACUAUGCUCGGGCAGGCUCCUUUACCACAAAGGUGGGUCUGUGUCUCAAUCUCCGGAAUUUGCCAUGGUUUGAUGAGGCUGAUGCCGACUCCUUCUUCCCACGCUGCUACCGCCUGGGGGCUGAGGAUGACAAAAAGGCCUUCAUAGAGGACUUCUGGCUGACAGCUGCCCGCAACGUUCUCAAGCUGGUGGUAAAGUGCGAGUGGAAGUCAAACUCUGUCGAAGAAGAAGAGGCCCCAAGAGACAAGCAGCCGAAGAAACAGGAGAAAAAGCCAGCGUCGGUGUCCCCAGAGUUUGUGGAUGCGGCUCUGUGUGCCUGCGAGGAGCACCUUAACAACCUGGCGCAUAUGGACAUCGACAAGGACGUGGAGACCCCGCUCUACCUGAGCCCCGAGGGCUGGUCCCUCUUUCUCCAGCGCUACUACCAAGUGGUCCACGAGGGGGCAGAACUCAGGUACCUCGACACUCAGGUCCAGCACUGUGAGGACAUCCUGCAGCAGCUGCGGGCUGUGGUGCCCCAGAUGGACAUGGAAGGAGAUCGCAACAUCUGGAUCGUGAAGCCAGGAGCCAAGUCCCGUGGACGAGGUAUCAUGUGCAUGGACCACCUGGAGGAAAUGCUGAAGCUGGUGGACUGCAACCCCAUGAUGAUGAAGGACGGCAAGUGGGUGGUGCAGAAGUAUAUCGAGCGGCCCUUGCUCAUCUUUGGCACCAAAUUUGAUCUGAGACAGUGGUUCCUGGUGACCGACUGGAACCCACUUACUGUGUGGUUCUACCGUGACAGCUACAUCCGCUUCUCCACACAGCCCUUCUCCCUGAAGAACCUGGACAACUCUGUGCACCUGUGCAACAACUCCAUCCAGAAGCACCUGGAGAAUUCAUGCCACCGGCACCCUCUGCUGCCCACAGACAACAUGUGGUCAAGCCAGAAAUUCCAGGCCCACCUGCAGGAGACGGGGGCCCCGAACACCUGGUCCACGGUCAUGGUGCCCGGCAUGAAGGCCGCAGUGAUCCACGCCCUGCAGACCUCCCAGGACACCGUGCAGUGUCGGAAGUCCAGCUUCGAGCUCUAUGGCGCUGACUUUGUGUUCGGUGAGGACUUCCAGCCCUGGCUGAUCGAGAUCAAUGCCAGCCCCACCAUGGCACCCUCCACGGCUGUCACCGCCAGGCUCUGCGCCGGCGUGCAGGCUGACACCCUGCGUGUGGUCAUCGACCGGCGACUGGACCGCAACUGUGACACAGGGGCCUUCGAGCUCAUCUACAAGCAGCCUGCCGUGGAGGUGCCCCAGUAUGUGGGUAUCCGGCUUCUAGUAGAGGGCUCCACCAUCAAGAAGCCCCUGGCGCUGUGUCACCGGCGGAUGGUGGUCCGCCCAGCCCUCCCUCACCUACUGGCCCCGAGAGGCCCUGGGGAAAGCAAGGCCUCAGGAAGCCCCGUCCACAGGUCAGCUCCUAGGAAAGGUGCUGGGGCCAGAAGCCUGGGGCACACUGAGAAGCCAGAUUCCACUGCCACCACCUCAGCCCCUGGAAAGGGGAAGAAAGGCAAGGCGAGAACCCCUUACCACUUCCCAAGCCUCCACAGCAAGGCCCAGCUGCCUUUUCCCCAUGUGCCCUGGCCCCAGGGGCAGGUCCUCAGACUACAGCACAGCAAGCUGGCGGGCACUAAGGCCCUGUCGACCACAGACAAGGCCUUGAUGACUCUACCAACCGCCAAGGUUUUGAUUUCCCUCCCACCUAACCCUGAGCUCAAGCUGGCACCCAACGCCCCGAAACCAAAAAAGGCUCUUGCUCCCCAGCGCCUUCAUGGUCCCCACUUUGGAAGUAAUGUGUGGUCUCAACCCUUUGAAGACGGAACUCUUCCUAGCAUCUAUAGGAAGAGCAAGAUCAAAGGCAAAUGCAAGGCCAGACUCUGUGACAGACCAAAGGCCGAGACACACCUCAUGACGACACAGAGCCUUCCAGGACCCCUGGCCCUUAUCACAGAGCGGGGUUUGGAGGGCACAAAGGACACGUGGCCACAGAAGCACUUGCUUCCAUCAUCACCGCCCUUACCCUGGAUGCAACGCCAAAUAAAAAAGAGCAAAUGA